AUGGUCGGUUCAUGGGCGCUCAUGCGUUCGACGUCGCCUCACUGCUUGGUGGCUGCACUGCUGAAUAGCGGUGUUCAUGCAUUAAUGUAUCUAUACUACGCUCUCCGGACAAUGAAAAUAGCAAUCCCCAUCCGCCUGAAGCGGACAUUGACGGCUGUACAGAUUGCCCAGUUUACCAUUGGGUAUACCCUGGGUUUGAGCUAUCUGUUCGUUUCGUAUGAUGCACCGCAUGCGCGCAUCUCAGUUGGCGGGGAUGAUGAUCUCCGCGCUGAAAUGCAGCACACUGUGCUCCCCUGUCUCCAUAAACCAGAUCAUUUGGGCGCGCUGCUGUUGGGGGGCUUGUAUCUUGGGCCUCUGAUCUAUAUGUUUGUUCGGCUAUUUAUCCGUUCGUAUUUGUCUACUGGGAAGGGGAAGAUGGAAUGA
Molecule: messenger RNA, 423 nt
Organism: Aspergillus tubingensis
Lineage: Eukaryota; Fungi; Ascomycota; Eurotiomycetes; Eurotiales; Aspergillaceae
Product: ELO family
Exons: 2
Coding region: 1-423 (140 amino acids)
Biological process (GO): fatty acid elongation, saturated fatty acid; very long-chain fatty acid biosynthetic process; fatty acid elongation, polyunsaturated fatty acid
Cellular component (GO): endoplasmic reticulum membrane
Molecular function (GO): fatty acid elongase activity
Source: RefSeq, a predicted model, not a curated record